This is a messenger RNA of Venturia canescens, 921 nucleotides long. Its product is annotated as mitochondrial transcription rescue factor 1. The transcript is spliced from 4 exons. Gene Ontology annotation, molecular function: RNA binding. Bases 182 to 805 code for a protein of 207 amino acids. The record is from RefSeq and is a predicted model, not a curated record. NCBI's taxonomy places the organism in Eukaryota, Metazoa, Arthropoda, Insecta, Hymenoptera, Ichneumonidae. Gene Ontology annotation, cellular component: mitochondrion. Gene Ontology annotation, biological process: regulation of mitochondrial transcription.
AAAAAGCUCCAGUAGGGGCGCCACCGCCACCAUCCGCUAAAUUGUUUAUAAAAGAGAAUCCACAAUACAAAAUUUCUGAUAGAACGGGCGCUCUAAAGUUGAGCAUCUCAAAUAUGUAAACAAUUUAUAUAACUGCUCCGUAAACUUGCAAAAGCAUUCUAAAAAUUAAUAAAUUAGAAAUAUGUUCGCACGACGUUUAACAUGUUUGUUCACGUCGAAAAUAUCACGUCCACUGACCUGUACACGUGUUCGACAAAUUCACUUCUUAGCCUCAAAUUUGAGGCUCCAAAGCAACCACGAUUCGUGUGAUAAAACUUCGCUCAAUCGGUUUCAAGCAAAUAUUUUACAGAAUAACCGAAACAAUGAUUUACUUUGCACGUGCAAAAGACACAAAUCGAGGAAGAAAAAAAAACAAUUGCCACAGGAUGAAGAAAGCGAUGAGGAAGAAUGGGAUGAUGAAACGGAUGGAGAUCCCAAUUCAAAGCCAUUAUACAUUCAAGUUGGCUCUACAAGAGUAGAUCUUAUUAUAAAAUCUUGCCUUGGCAUGGCACGCAAUAAAGUGGAAUAUGCGCUAUACGACAGUAAGAUUCGUGUGAAUGGAGAAAAAGUUUUGAAGAAAAGCCAGCAGAUUUGUGUGGGUGAUAUCGUAGAUGUGGUUCGUGGUCCAAGUCCAAAGAAUCCUGAUUUCCUAGUGGUAUCACGAAUCACGAUUCUGUCAGCCUCGAGUCAGGAAGACUCGAUACGAAUUAAAUACACCAAGGACAAAUCGUUGCUUAUAGAGAAUUAUGAUGACGAAUCGACGUAGAAUCAUUGUACAAAAAUAUGUAUUUCAAUGCUUGCUGAUAGAGGCGGCCAGGUCUCUUAAUAUUCUUAUAUGAAUAUUUAUGUACAUGUAACAGUAUCAAUAUAAAAGGAAUAACA